Hypoxylon fragiforme is the source of this 1896-nucleotide messenger RNA. RefSeq names its product Aldo/keto reductase. The coding region runs from base 234 to 1205 and encodes 323 amino acids. The transcript has a single exon. Gene Ontology annotation, molecular function: aldose reductase (NADPH) activity. Gene Ontology annotation, cellular component: cytosol. Lineage: Eukaryota; Fungi; Ascomycota; Sordariomycetes; Xylariales; Hypoxylaceae. The record is from RefSeq and is a predicted model, not a curated record.
UCCAUACUUAUCCACCCUAGCUGUACGUACAUUGAUCAAUCUCUUCAAACAUCUUACCUGCGUCGCUAAUUCUUUCCUCGACGCAAUACGUAGGCUACAUUACCCGUAUUAUUAGGUACCUGUGUCCCCAGAAAAAUAAGAAGAAGAAGAAAAGAAGAUAAAGCAAAAUAUAGAAGAUUUCUCUUCCAACUUCACCAUUCCCCCCUUAUCAUCACACUAUCAUCAUCAGAAACAUGUCGUCCACUCCAGUAAACCAACAAACGUUCACUUUGAACAACGGUGUCAAGAUCCCCGCUCUGGGAUUUGGCACCUUCGCCAAUGAGGGCGAGAAAGGCCAGGCAUACAAAGCUGUUCUCUGCGCCCUAGAGGUCGGUUACCGACACCUAGACUGCGCGUGGUACUAUCACAACGAAAACGAGGUCGGCGAAGCCAUCCGCGACUUCUUGAAGAAGACGCCCUCGGUGAAGCGCGAGGACCUCUUCAUCUGCACCAAGGUGUGGAACCACCUGCACGAGCCGGACGAGGUAAAGUGGUCGCUAGAGAACUCGCUCCAGAACUUCGGCCUCGACUACAUCGACCUGUUCCUCGUGCACUGGCCCAUCGCCGCCGAGCGUGACGAGAACCACAACGUCAAGCUCGGCCCCGACGGCAAGUACAUCAUCAAGAAGGAGCUGACGGAGAAUCCGGAGCCGACAUGGCGCGCCAUGGAGGAGCUGUACGCGAGCGGGAAGGCCCGCGCCAUCGGCGUCUCCAACUGGACGAUCCCGGGGCUCCAGAAGCUGCUCUCGAUCGCCAAGGUCAAGCCGACAGUCAACCAGGUGGAGCUGCACCCGUUCCUGCCCAGCCAGGAGCUUAUCGAAUUCUGUCAGGCCAAUGACAUCCUGCCGGCGGCGUACUCGCCGCUCGGCUCGCAGGACCAGGUGCCCACGACGGGCGAGAAGGUCCGCACCAAUAAGACCCUCAUCGAGGUCGCCGAGCGCAGCGGCAACACACUCGCCCAGGUCCUCCUCGCCUGGGGCAUCCGCCGCGGCUACGUCGUCCUCCCCAAGAGCUCGACCCCGUCUCGCAUCGAGAGCAACUUCCAGGUGCCCCAACUGUCGGACGAAGAUUUCGAGGCCGUGCAGGCGGUUGCGAAGGGCCGCCACACCCGCUUCGUCGACUACAAGGAUGUCUUCGGCUACGAUCUGUGGCCGAACGGCUCGUAAGCGUGCAAGCUACUUACCUACCUACGGGCAUACCUACCUAAGCUCUGCCUAGGUGCCUAUGGUAUGAAGUAGCUUGUCGUGGUCAAUAUUUUCCUUAGAUUUCCCUUUUUUUUUUUCGUUUCCUUUUCUAACGUGGGCGGACGGCGGUGGGAAUGAGGAGCUCGCUAUCUAUCUACAUAACGUAGCAUGAUAGUAGCUACCUGCCAUCAUGCACCGGUGGGAAGGGAAGGGAUGGAGGGGGCAGCGCACAAUACCCAGGCGGAGGCAUGGUUGGUUAACCAUGUCUAAGAUAUCCCAAAACAACCAUGAAAGUGCCUUUUUGGCUAUCGAUGAUACAUACAUCUAUUACCAUGAGAUACAUACGAACGAAAAGGGGGAUUGAUAUUUUUUUACAUGUGGUUGUGAUUGUGGUUGGCGUUGGCAAAAAAGGGAAGGGGACGGUAGCAAAAACAUUAGGUAUGCGGUGAUGGCAUUAGCUAUGUACAGCUAGGCAGGCUACGGUCUGAGAGUUUGAUUGAUCGCAUUGAUCGUCGAUGGGAAGGAUGGAAGUGUGCAUGUUUUUUUUUUCUUAUUAAGGAAGAAAAAAAAAUUAGAAGAGAAAGCGUGAGCAAAAGACGGUGUUGAUAGAUUGUAUGCAUUUAUCAUAGACUUCGACCUUAUACCACUCAAUACCAUAUUCAUAUCCAUCCCA